Messenger RNA from Kazachstania africana CBS 2517, 759 nucleotides. It is a transcript of the gene WSS1, whose product is annotated as metalloendopeptidase WSS1. The coding region runs from base 1 to 759 and encodes 252 amino acids. NCBI's taxonomy places the organism in Eukaryota, Fungi, Ascomycota, Saccharomycetes, Saccharomycetales, Saccharomycetaceae. The transcript has a single exon. The record is from RefSeq and is a predicted model, not a curated record.
AUGAGUACUAAUAGGAGGGCUAAGAAGCCUGUAGACAAGAAACCCAGAGCCAAUCCUCAUAUUAAUGAAAUAACAUUCCUUCAAAGACAACCAGACUCUCAAAGAGCCUAUGAGAUGCUACAGGAUUUGACAAAGGAUGUAUCAUACUUGAUGAAGAAACAUAAGCUGAAAGUCAGAACGUUAUCAGAAUUCUAUCCAAAAGAUCAAACAUUGCUGGGGUUAAAUGUGAAUAAAGGUAUGAAGAUAUUGGUCAGAUUAAGGUCGCCAACUGAUCCGUUUCGAUUCAUACCGUGGGAAUCUAUAAUGGAGACAAUGCUUCAUGAAUUGACUCAUAACCUUUUUGGCGUCCAUGAUUCCAAGUUCUUCAAUCAAUUAGACGUAUUCAAAAGUGAACAAUGGUUCCAUGAAAAGGCUGGACUAUUUGAUACUUUUCUGGGUCAUGGUAACCAACUUGGCACUAUUCCCGGCGCUGGUAAAAGCAUAAGUGUACGAGGUUAUGGGAAGAGGUUAGGUGCGGGAUCAAGUUUGAAUAAUGACAGUAUUGUUGGCAAAAGUCCCAGAGAGAUGGCCGCAGAUGCCGCUAGUAGAAGAUUUGACGAUCUGAAUAAGAAAAAUAGAUAUAAAUUGGUCAAUAAAGAUUGUCAUGAUGACACUAAGGUGAAUGUUGAUGAAGUUCUGCAAAAUCAUAAUGAAAUGGAAAGCAAAAAAAUUAUUGUUAUAGAGGAUACUACGGAACAUGAGAUAAUUGAUUUGACGUGA